Messenger RNA from Neogale vison (American mink), 946 nucleotides. RefSeq names its product F-box protein 17 (gene FBXO17). The record is from RefSeq and is a predicted model, not a curated record. Gene Ontology annotation, molecular function: ubiquitin protein ligase activity; protein binding. Bases 13 to 846 code for a protein of 277 amino acids. Gene Ontology annotation, biological process: SCF-dependent proteasomal ubiquitin-dependent protein catabolic process; glycoprotein catabolic process. Gene Ontology annotation, cellular component: SCF ubiquitin ligase complex; cytoplasm. The transcript is spliced from 5 exons. Lineage: Eukaryota; Metazoa; Chordata; Mammalia; Carnivora; Mustelidae.
UGGCGGCCGGAGAUGGGCGCCCGGUCCUCGCGGCGGCGUCUGCCCGCGGACCCGCCCCUAGCCUUGGACGCGCUGCCCCCGGAGCUGCUGGUGCAAGUGCUGAGCCACGUGCCGCCGCGCGCCCUGGUGACGCGCUGCCGCGCAGUGUGCCGCGCCUGGCGCGACGUGGUGGACGGGCCCACCGUGUGGCUGCUGCAGCUGGCCCGCGACCGCAGCGCCGAGGGCCGCGCACUCUACGCGGUGGCCCAGCGCUGCCCGCCCAACGGCGAGGACGAGGAGUUCCCGCUCUGCGCCCUGGCGCGCUACUGCUUGCGCGCGCCCCUCGGCCGCAACCUCAUCUUCAACUCCUGCGGAGAGCAGGGCUUCAGAGGCUGGGAGGUGGAGCACGGCGGGAACGGCUGGGCCGUGGAGAAGAACCUAACGCUGGUGCCGGGGGCUCCUUCCCAGACCUGCUUCGUGACUUCUUUCCAAUGGUGCUUCAAGAGGCAGCUUGUAGACUUGGUGAUGGAGGGGGUGUGGCAGGAGCUGCUGGACAGUGCCCAGAUCGAGAUCUGUGUGGCUGACUGGUGGGGUGCCCGAGAAAACUGUGGCUGCAUCUACCGUCUCCGGGUCCGCCUCCUGGAUGUGUAUGAAAACGAAGUGGUCAAGUUCUCGGCCUCACCCAACCCGGUUCUUCAGUGGACGGAGAGAGGCUGUCGACAGGUGUCGCAUGUCUUCACCAACUUUGGCAAGGGCAUCCGCUACGUGUCAUUUGAGCAGUAUGGGAGGGACACGCGUUCCUGGGUGGGGCACUAUGGCGCCCUGGUGACCCACUCCAGUGUGAGGGUCAGGAUCCGCCUGUCCUAGCCAACUGAUCCAGCCUUCCAGAAAGUACUGCCAUCUGGGCAUCAUCAGUCAAGGGCAGUUUUGAGGCUGGGAGCCCAGCUGGGAGCCGGGUGCCCGUGGA